Molecule: messenger RNA, 1173 nt
Organism: Jaculus jaculus (lesser Egyptian jerboa)
Lineage: Eukaryota; Metazoa; Chordata; Mammalia; Rodentia; Dipodidae
Gene: Mitd1
Product: microtubule interacting and trafficking domain containing 1
Exons: 7
Coding region: 32-781 (249 amino acids)
Biological process (GO): midbody abscission
Cellular component (GO): midbody
Source: RefSeq, a predicted model, not a curated record
GGGCCGCGGGGAGCUGGGCUGGGGCGCUCUCAUGGCCAAGGCCAGCCCGAGUCAAGACCCCCAGACCGUCGCCGCCUUCACCGUGCUAAAGCGGGCACUGGAGCUGGAUGGGGAGUCCCGGUACCAGCAGGCUCUGGUUUGUUACCAGGAGGGAAUUGAUCUGCUCCUGCAAAUUCAGAAAGGCACCAAAGAUGACAAUAAGAAAGGUAAACUCAGAGAAGCCAUUUCUCGCCACUUGGAUAGAGCAGAAAAGAUAAAGAAAUACUUGGAUCAAGAAAAAGAAGAUGGAAAAUAUCACAAGCAAAUUAGAAUAGAAGAGAAUGCAACGGGUUUUAGUUAUGAGUCACUUUUUAAAGAAUACCUUCAUGAGACAGUUACAGAAGUUUGGGUGGAAGAUCCGUAUAUUAGACAAGAGCAUCAGCUGUAUAACUUCCUUCGAUUUUGUGAGAUGCUUAUUAAGAAGCCGUGUAAUGUAAAGACUAUUCACCUUCUCACCUCUGUGGAUAAAGGGUUUGCGAACGUGCAGCAAAGCAGUGGCUUGGAAGAAAUAAAAGCGUCCCUGAGAAGUCAUGGAGUGUUAUUGGAAAUAAAUUACUCUUCUUCAAUUCAUGAUCGAGAAAUCAGGUUCAACAAUGGAUGGAUGAUUAAAAUUGGAAGAGGACUUGAUUAUUUUAAGAGACCACAGGGUCGUUUUUCCCUUGGAUAUUGUGAUUAUGAUUUAAGACCGUGUCAUGAAACAACAGUAGACAUUUUUCAUAAUAGCCACACAAAAAAAUUAUAAUGGGCAGUAGCCAAUUCAUUUUAUACAUUUCUGCUUGGAGUGACUUCAGUCUACUUUCUGUUGUUCUAACUGAAUAUUACAAUUGGGUAAUUUAUAAAGAAGAGAUUUAACCCUUGGCAUCUGGUAAGGAUUUUUUGCAUCCUGACUUGGCAGAGGGCAUCAUGCAAUAAGACAGGGCAAGCUUUUAUUAACACAGCCCGUGAGACUGAUCUAGUCACCUCUCAGAAGUCUUACCUCAACACUACUGUACUGAGGACCAAGUUUCUAAUGUGAACUUUUGGGGACACCUUCAAUCCACAGUGUGAAUAUUAGAUUUUUUACUUUAAACAUAUUUGUGCUAGGUAUGAUUUUUUAAAGAAUGAAUUUAACAAUAAAUGUCUACAUUUCUACCA